Messenger RNA from Closterium sp. NIES-67, 773 nucleotides. The record is from the annotation of a GenBank genome assembly. Lineage: Eukaryota; Viridiplantae; Streptophyta; Zygnematophyceae; Desmidiales; Closteriaceae.
AUCGAAUGCAAUGGAGGCUGAGUCAACCGAAGCUGAUGGAACUGCGUAUGCAAAUAGAUUAUGUGCUGGAGAAAAAAACCAUCCGCCCAUCCACGUCACCCUACGCCGCGCCGAUUCUCUUCACCCCUAAAAAGGACGGAGGGCUUCGGAUGUGUACCGACUAUCGCGCGCUCAACAACAUCACCAUCAAGUCGCGUUUCCCGAUUCCACACGCCGAUGAUCUAAUCGACCAACUUCGCGGGGCCAUGAUUUUUUCCAACAUUGAUCUACGCAGGGUUACCACCAAAUUCGUGUUGCCGAAGCUGAUAUUCCGAAAACUGCCUUUCGAACCCGUUACGGAAGUUACGACUGCGUUUGACCAAUUGAAGACUUUUCUCAUGACCCCACCCGUCCUUCGUAUCGCCGACCCCAACCGUCCGUACGAAGUGGUUACGGACGACAGCGACAUCGCCAUUGGCGCGGUACUGUUACAAGACUUUGGCGACAAUUCAUUGGCUCGAAUAUCUCGAUAUGAUACACGUCUCCAUCUCUCCACGGCUUACCACCCACAGAUCGACGGUCAAACUGAACAGACAAAUCAAACCAUGAAGCAGCUGAUACGGACAACCUGUACCGACCUGGUCCAAUGGGAAGAUUCCCACCCUUUGAUCGAUUUUGCAUAUAACAGUGCCCCUUCAUCCACGACUGCCCAAUCACCGUUCUACCUGAACUACGGUCUAAACCCCACAACUCCCACUACACCCUUAGUCUGAAGACGACCAUUCCCUAUUCUU